Messenger RNA from Pomacea canaliculata, 3620 nucleotides. RefSeq names its product transmembrane protein 209-like. NCBI's taxonomy places the organism in Eukaryota, Metazoa, Mollusca, Gastropoda, Architaenioglossa, Ampullariidae. The transcript has 16 exons. The record is from RefSeq and is a predicted model, not a curated record. Gene Ontology annotation, cellular component: membrane. Bases 719 to 2395 code for a protein of 558 amino acids.
CUGAAGUGAAAAUGUCAAAUGCAUCAACUGUCGACGCUUUUCAAAUACUCCUGCCCGAUAUGAAAAAUCAUUUCCUGAGGGCGUCUGACAGAGUCAUCCAUGGAUUUAUUUUCACGCGGUGUCAUUGUUACCGCUGAUUAUUUCAGGCCUACAUGAACUUUGCCUUUAGCCAGCCUGCCACCCCGCCAGCCUGCCUGUGACGUCAGCAGGGUGUCAUCGAUCUGGCUGAUUCUACUUGCAAAUCGGAUAUUUCCUGCACUGCUCCCUUGAUGUGUCUGACUUAUAACUAGCAAUACAUAGCCACACUUCAAAAAAAAAAAAAAAAGACCUCGACAGAAACACCAAUGUCACAAGCUCAUCAGCUGCUCGCUAAGUGUUCUACCUCAAUGGGAGGGACAGCGCAAGCUAUUUUUGACCCCUCUCCAGCAAAGCGGAGUAGUAGAAUAUGGCGCAAAUUAUUCUGCGCCACACGCAAGACCAAAAUAAACCUCGCAAGUUUUUCAAAUGCAAAAGAAAAAUCAGAACUGUGAUUUUUUUGCUGUUGUUGUUUCCUUUCAAUGCCUCGACACAGAGCCCAGCGACUGCUAGGAAUGACCGUGCACCGUAGACCUACCGUCAUCAGCGAGCACGACGUUGAGCGAACCCUCCGAGGCCAGGGUGAUGACAGACAAGGCGAUCCAUUAAAACUACAAAAUAGUACCAGGGCAAGACUAAAAAAAUGAAGUCAUUUGAACAGAGCACCACCCCUGUUGUAGAUGCUACCUGGCAGCAACGCCGACAGCUGAUGGUUGCACGGAGAGCACUCCUUUCAUCAGCGCUAAUUGUUGUUUUUCUUCUUUUGAUUUAUUUUGACAUAAAUUCAAAAGUAGUAUCAAGCUGGUCUGGCUUUGACUACCAUCUCUGGUUUCUGUUUGAAGUAUGUCUGGGGUUGCUGUUGAUGAUUAAAAUAAGCCUGAAUGUCUUCAUCCUCAUCGGGUACUUGUGGACAUUUGUAUUUGGGAGACCAGUUGACUUGACUGAGCAGCAGCGGAUUCUUCUUGGUGUUCAAGAAAGUGAGCAUGGAUUUCGCACACCUCCACAGCAACAGUCACCAGUCAGGCAGUCUCCAGAAAACAGACUGAUUUUCUCUACACCUCAUGGAAGCUUCUCCAGUGGAGAGGGCUCUCCUCACAAUUUGAUGCGACCCUUGUCAUUUUCACCAGGGUUUAUGUCCACUUCUUCACCCUAUACGACACGUUAUCGUAGCCCAUACUUUUCCUCGCCUUCCUCAUAUGGUACUCCACGUAAUCAUUCCUUUGAUGGGAAUUAUCAGUCCUUCAGUACAUCUGCAUCUUCAGAGCCUGUAAGUUUCUAUAGUGGAGGUAACAGCAGUACAAGAUCUCAUCUUGCUUACGCUAAGCGCUACAGCCCCUCAGUAACAGCCUCACCCUAUGAACACAUUACAGAUGUAAACAAGUUAAAAAGUUUUCUUCAGGGGGAAGAGGAGAAGGAACUUCGUUGCAAACAGUCAACACUUGAUAAUCUCAACACUAGUUCGUCGUUCUGGUCAUUUGGUGCAAGUGCUCUUGACCUGACAUACACGCUGAGAAAAUAUGCAUACCAGUUGGCUACACCUUCACCUCAGACCACUACCAAGGCCACAGCUGCAGACCAGACUUCCUUGUCUGGGUUUGAUGAAGUGUGGAACAGUUAUGGAGUCACAGAAGAUGCUUUGUAUACUUGGAUAGAAAAAUUGAGAAAGUGGCUGAGCUCAACCAUUGUGUCUCGACUCAGCAGAAAGAUUGUUGAAAUUAAUAAACAACUGCAAAAGAUAGGAUGUGAAGAUAUGCAGAUUGGAGAAAUUGGUCUUGCAACAGUUAAACAGCUGGCGUUAAGCAAGGGCAGCAUGGUACCGUCUCUUAACAAAGUGGUUCCUUAUCUUGAGUGUUGCCCCAACCAAGAAUACCUUGUCCAUAGAAUACUUGAUCUUAGCACAGGUAGCAUGAGUGAAUAUACCUGGAACAAGGGUGGCAAUUAUGGAAAGCCUUGGGGAGAGCAUCUUAUAACAGAUGCAGCAUUGGUGAUGCACCUGCUGUGCACAUACCUGGACUCUCGCCUACCUGCUCAGCCGCGUUACAUGGAUGGCAGGGUGUUCACAGCUCAACAUUUUGUCAAGACUCCAGAGAAACCUGACAUGCAGCGCAAAGAGAAUUUACUAAUAUACCAAACCAGUAUUAAUCCACCACACUUCCAGGUGGUCAUUGGAACAGAAACAUUCAAUUUACCUAAGGGUCGAAACAACCUCUUCCAAGCCAUUCUUCUGUUUUUCUAUCACAUCAAGACCAGAGAGGGUGGAAUGCUAGGGCGUGUCAACCUUGGUAUGUCAGGAUUGAACAUUCUGUGGAUCUUUGACUGAAGAUGUUUACUUUUAUCAUCUGUGUUAAUGCCUUACCCCUUGCCAUUGAGAGACAUGUCCUCCACUGCUAGUGUGGGAUUAAAAAGUUGGACCUGAAAGCUGCAAUGAGUGAGGUUGAUUAUGGCUCAGGUGAUCUCGAUAUGUUCUGCAUUGAUGAAGUUGCCACUGUUAUUAACAGGUUGAUAUUUAAGCAUAUGUCAGAGAUCACAAGAUCUUAAAUAUAAGAAGAAAAGUCUAAAAGUAAAAGUAAUCUAAAAAGUCCACGAAUGGCCUGUAAAGUUCUUAAGCUGGGAAAAGAAGAAAUGAGUGAAGUGUAUGGCAGCUUUUAAAGGAGAGAGAGAACCUUCCAAAAAAGUACACAUGCACAUAGUUUGACUUUACUUAUUUUUAUGCUGUCAGAAUGUAAUUCUGCAGCCUGCUUUAAUCAACAGAGCUUUUAUAAUGAAUGAUGGAGACAAGGAUUUUAGGGUAAAGAUGGAAAAUAAGUGGUACUUAUAUGUUUAAAAUCAAAGGGGUCUUCAACAUUUAGUCCUGGUCUGGACCAUGCCACAUAUCAGGUGUUACAGGCUAGUUGCUCUCUUAAGAUUAAUUAAAUGUAUACUAUCUUAGAAUGAUCUUUGAAUGAUUUUUGAAUUAUAUUUGAGAAUUUCCAAAGAAUGUUCUGGAUACGUUUUUGAUACAAUGAUUUUUCACAGCUUAGAGCGUCUUCUGUGAUUUAGAGCAUCAAUAUGUCGUGUGCAAGAUGAUUGCGGUUGUGUACGGACAGGGGAGAUUUGAAGAACUGACUUAAAUUGAACUCUUCCCUUUUUUGCUGUUGCUGGCAAGAAACGGGAUGAAGUUCAGAAAUAUAAAAUCUUGCUAAAGGAAGUAUUAUAAUAGCUUAGUACUUAUUGCUGAGAUUUGUUCUAAUCCAAUUUAAAAUUAAGAUCCAGCUGAAAUAUCAGGCUUUGAUGGCAUGCAUCCAUGCUUGAUGGUUGAAUUUACAGAAAUAGGUAGGGUAAGCUAGUUUUAUGCUUUUAAUUAAGAUUGUGUGAAGCUGAGUGAAAAGUUAUCGUUCAUUUGAAAUGUUGCAAGGAGCAUGAGUUGUCUAAUCAUUUGCUAUAAAUAUGACUGGGCUUCAGCUUCAGCACAUUCAAAAAAUAAAAACAUCUUUUGUAACUGAGAAGUCUGGCAGCAGUUCAUAUAAUACUUUUCAUUGUGUAAUAAAUUGAUGGGUUACCUCUGC